Molecule: messenger RNA, 6378 nt
Organism: Morone saxatilis (striped sea-bass)
Lineage: Eukaryota; Metazoa; Chordata; Actinopteri; Moronidae
Gene: slc12a7b
Product: solute carrier family 12 member 7b
Exons: 26
Coding region: 104-3619 (1171 amino acids)
Biological process (GO): potassium ion homeostasis; chloride ion homeostasis; chloride transmembrane transport
Cellular component (GO): membrane
Molecular function (GO): potassium:chloride symporter activity
Source: RefSeq, a predicted model, not a curated record
CUGUACGCUGUCCUGUGUGGUCGCUCUCAUAGAGCCGCAGUGAGCCGGGCGGUGCGUGUUUCCUCCAGAGAAAGUGCGACAAGAGGGGAGAAGAAGGAGGGACAUGGGCGAAAGAUUUGUGGUAGUCCCGGUUGACGGGCAAGUUGGGGUCGCCGGGGUGGGGGAGCAAUCGGACGCGGUUGUAUCUGACCCGGCACCGGACCCCGGCGGCAGCAGCAGCAGCAGCGGCGGCGGCGGCGAUGGUGGUAGCACAGUGGAGGAGAAAGAGGCGGGGGAGGGCUCCGUGUUCGAGCCGCAGGACCUCAGCGUUGUGGUGCCUAUCCUAGAGUACAACCGAGAGCCCAACAAAUACGGUGAUGGCGUCCCAAAGGAAAACAGUCCCUUUAUCAACAACACGGAAAACGACAAAGGCAACAGCUAUGAUGGCACCAACAUGGCCCUUUUUGAGGAGGAGAUGGACAGCAACCCCAUGGUGUCAUCUCUCCUCAAUAAACUGGCAAACUACACCAACCUCACCCAGGGGGCCCAGGAGCACGAGGAGGCUGAAGAGGAUGAGGGGCCCAAGAAGAAAGCUGUUAAGAGCCCUCAGAUGGGGACCUUCAUGGGCGUCUACCUCCCCUGCCUCCAGAACAUUCUGGGGGUCAUCCUGUUUCUGCGACUUACCUGGAUUGUCGGCACUGCCGGCAUCUUGGAGUCCUUGGCUAUUGUCUGCCUGUGCUGCUCUUGUACUAUGCUGACAGCCAUAUCCAUGAGUGCAAUUGCUACUAAUGGUGUUGUGCCAGCUGGAGGCUCCUACUAUAUGAUCUCCAGGUCUCUGGGCCCAGAGUUUGGUGGAGCUGUAGGUCUCUGUUUCUACCUGGGCACAACCUUCGCUGGCUCAAUGUACAUUCUAGGUACUAUAGAGAUUCUGCUGACUUACAUCGUGCCUAAAGCGGCCAUCUUUGUGGCAGACAAAAAGGAGGAUGAGGCGGAUGCCCUGCUAAAUAACAUGCGUGUUUAUGGCACAUGCUGCCUAGCACUGAUGGCCGUGGUUGUCUUUGUGGGGGUGAAAUAUGUCAACAAGCUCGCCCUAGUAUUCCUGGCGUGUGUCAUUCUCUCCAUCCUCUCCAUCUAUGCUGGAGUCAUCAAGACCAUCUUUGAGCCACCGGACUUUCCUGUUUGCAUGUUAGGGAAUCGCACUCUGCAGAACCAAAACUUUGACAGCUGUCUUAAGACGGAGAUUAUAGAUAACUUGACGGUCACUACCAAGCUGUGGAAGCUCUUCUGUCACGGGCAAGAUUUCAACGCCACUUGCGACGAGUAUUUCACCAAAAACAAUGUGACCAGCGUGCAGGGAAUCCCUGGAAUGGCCAGCGGAGUUAUUUCAGAAAAUAUGUGGUCAGUGUAUGGCCCUCUGAGUAUGUUGGUAGAAGACCAGAAGUUGCCAUCCACUGGGGGAAGUGACCCUGCCAAGGACAUCUACCUGCCCUACGUAGUCAACGAUAUCACCACCUUCUUCACUCUGCUGGUCGGCAUCUACUUCCCAUCCGUCACAGGUAUCAUGGCUGGUUCAAACCGGUCAGGUGACUUGCGAGAUGCCCAGAAGUCCAUCCCCAUCGGGACCAUCCUGGCUAUCGCUACCACCUCCUUCAUCUAUGUCACCUGUGUGGUGCUAUUCGGUGCCUGCAUUGAGGGAGUUCUGCUACGAGACAAAUUUGGUGACUCGGUGAAAGGGAACCUCGUUAUAGGUACACUAUCCUGGCCCUCACCCUGGGUUAUCGUGAUUGGCUCGUUCUUCUCCUGCUGCGGGGCAGGGCUACAGAGUUUGACUGGCGCCCCACGUCUGCUGCAGGCCAUCGCACGAGACGGCAUCGUACCUUUCUUACAGGUGUUUGGUCAUGGGAAAGCUAAUGGAGAACCGACCUGGGCUCUGCUGCUGACUGCUGGGAUCUGUGAGAUCGGCAUUCUCAUCGCCUCCCUGGAUGCCGUGGCUCCUAUUCUCUCCAUGUUUUUCCUCAUGUGCUACCUGUUUGUCAACCUGGCCUGUGCAGUUCAGACCUUGCUGCGGACACCUAACUGGAGGCCACGCUUCAAAUACUACCACUGGGCUCUGUCCUUCCUGGGAAUGAGCUUGUGCCUUGCUCUCAUGUUCAUCUCUUCCUGGUACUAUGCUAUUGUAGCCAUGGUCAUCGCUGGCUGCAUCUACAAAUACAUCGAAUACAGAGGGGCAGAGAAGGAGUGGGGAGACGGCAUCCGUGGCCUGUCUCUCAACGCAGCACGCUACGCCCUCAUCCGCCUUGAGGAGGCUCCACCACACACUAAAAACUGGAGGCCUCAGUUGUUGGUGCUCCUAGACCUGGACUCAGAUCAAGUAGUCAAACACCCUCGACUGCUGUCCCUCACCACUCAGCUGAAGGCAGGGAAAGGCCUCACAAUAGUGGGAAAUGUUAUAGAGGGAACCUUUCUCACCAAAGACGCUGAGGCCAAGAGGGCUGAACAGAACAUCAAAUCUUCCAUGUCAGCAGAGAAAACAAAAGGUUUCUGCCAUGUUGUGGUGUCGUCAAACAUUAGAGAUGGCUUCUCCCACCUCAUCCAGUCUGCGGGGCUCGGAGGCAUGAAGCACAACACAGUCCUAAUGGCCUGGCCUGGGACCUGGAGGCAAUCCAAUGACCCACAGUCAUGGAAGAAUUUCAUAGAGAUGGUGCGGGAGACCACAGCGGCCCAUCAGGCCUUGCUUGUGGCUAAGAAUGUGGACAGUUUCCCAACCAACCUGGACCGCCUGGGGGAGGGGACCAUUGACGUGUGGUGGGUGGUUCAUGAUGGAGGCUUGCUGAUGCUGCUGCCCUUCCUUCUGCGACAGCACAAGGUGUGGAGGAAGUGUAAGAUGCGCAUCUUCACUGUGGCCCAGAUGGAUGACAACAGUAUCCAAAUGAAGAAAGAUCUCCAGAUGUUCCUUUAUCACCUGCGACUGGAUGCGGAAGUGGAAGUGGUGGAGAUGCAUGAUAAUGACAUUUCAGCCUUCACCUAUGAGAAGACCCUGGUGAUGGAGCAGAGGUCUCAGAUGCUGAAACAGAUGCAACUUUCCAGGACAGAGAGGGAGAGAGAGAUUCAGAGUAUCACUGAUGAAUCGCGUAGCUCAAUCCGGAGGAAGAACCAGGGUGCAGCCCAGAGCUUGACCCUCAGCCAGCAGUCCUCACCGAUGGAGGACACUCAGGAGGACGAGGCCCAGCUCAUCCAUGACAGAAACACAGCGUCUCACGCCGCGAUAAACGACAAGGCCGAAAGUGGGCCUGAACGGGUUCACAUGACCUGGACUAAGGACAAGCUGUUCACAGAGCGUAAUCGUAACCGCGAGUGCAACGCCAAUGUGGCUGUACGCGAUCUGUUUAACAUGAAACCAGAGUGGGAGAGCCUGAACCAGUCAAAUGUUCGUCGGAUGCACACAGCUGUCAAGCUGAACGAGGUGGUGGUCAACAAGUCGCAGGGAGCUCACCUGGUUCUGCUCAACAUGCCUGGACCACCUAAGAACAGAGGAGGAGACGAAAACUACAUGGAGUUUCUGGAGGUCCUUCUUGAGGGUCUGAACCGGGUCCUCCUGGUGCGAGGUGGUGGCCGAGAAGUCAUCACCAUCUACUCUUAAAGAAAAAAAACUUACGCCCCACCAUGCACACAUGGGCUGUUGCCGUGGAUACCAGUCACCGGGCAUUUUCUGGGGAAGAAGCCUAAUUUGGUUUUUAUGAAGGGGGCGGGGGUUGUUGGAAGGCGGGACCACUUGUGAUUGACAAAUGUCUGAAGGACCUCGUGAUGAAGGAAUCAAGUUAGCGUGGAAUCAUUUGACUGGCUGAGAGUACGAGCACAGUGUGUGUCCACGCUGGGCCACAGUACCCCUGCACAUGGAAGAUAGAGCAUAGAGACACUUUAUAUUGUUCAUUUAACUCUGGAAACGUUGUUAUGUUCUGUUACAUUUUCAUAAUCUUUCCCUCUCGUGUUGAUGUCGUCAAGUUGCUUGCACUCGCUAUGUAAAGAUAAGCAAAGAAGUGAAUGUGUGCUGUUGAUAUGAACCUCGUAGUCUUUCUUGUUGUCUGGUGUGCUCGACUCUGGGAGGCGCAGAGACGUUCACUGGACCUGAGAAAAACAGCACAGAGAGGACAAGUUACAGAACGGCUUUGAGCUCAGUGUAGAAAGGUCACUCAUAACAACACAUACUAAGUUUUCAGUUUGGUGAUUUGUACGGCCUGCAUCACCAUUCAUACGUUUCAUUUAAAAUAAACUACAUACAGGGCAAACUGUGUUUAGAAGCUGCUAAAACAUCCUGGUUAGGUAGUAGAGUUGUGUGUGGCCAGGAGGAUGUUGAACGCACACCAGAUGUUGGAACACCUUCCUUUAGGUGGGUGGGAGUAGUGGGGUACUGAUACUUGAUGAUAGGUCAACAUUUCCCACUGUCAAAGAACGCUGUUGUUUUAAUAGGGAAAAUAGCCAUAGUUCAUAUUCUAGGACCCUUUGUAAGCUUUAUAAAAGGACAUAUCUAAUGCACAUGUAUACAUAUUUAUGGUGUCUGAAGUAGUGCUCAGUUGGGAAUAACUAUAGAUUUUUUUAAUCCAAGGGCUGUUUGACAGUGUGCAGUAGGUUCAUGAAAUAUUAGAUUGGCACAUUAAAUCUUUAAUUUGCAUUUAACAAAGUAUUGUUUUAAAAACGUGAAUGCACAAAUUGAUACCUGAAUUAGUGUAAUUCUUCCCAUAUCGAUGAAGUUACAGCACUGUUGACUUUGCACUACCGAUCUUUCAGCACUUAAUUCACUGCGUACUGUCGCCCGGUUCUGUCGCCUACAGUGGCUCUUUCUACUAGUCAAUACGCCACUACAUCCUUCUGACAUACGAGGACUGAGAUACCGAUAAAUGAGCUCGCGAAAAAGGAUGCAGGAAGCAAAUAAUUCCAUACUAUUUAAUACUCAUGUUUCAAUGUUGUUUUUAUAAUAUUUUACCAAACGUAAGAUCUUUAGGCUUUGAGUCCCAGACUGAGUAGAUGACUUAUGAGGAUGUGUAGGAGAAAAAGUGCCAAAAUGACUACAAAAGAAACUGUGGAAGUAUUAUUAAUACAUUAGCAGAUACUGCUUUUUACAUCGACAAUCUUUAAACCCCAUAAAGCACAUUUUUUUUAUGAUACAGCUCCUGAUUCCUGCUAGAAUUCUUGUCAAACUCUGCAUAUGAAUAACUGAGCAAAUGCAGCUAAUUGUGCAAUUUCCAGGGCAUUUCAAAAACAUGCUGUAAAAUGUAUUGUGUCAGAAGAAAAGAAGGAAAUCUGAUUAAGCCCUUUCUCACGUGUACCUCCACAGUUUCUUUUUCUAAUUAGCUGUGCAGUAUUUUGUAAAGCAGAAAGUCGUGUUCUCCUGCAGUUCUUUGCAGGGGAAUGAGAACUUCUGAUUGUCAGUUGUGCAACAUCCGUGUUUUGUUGUGUUUUUUUGUUCAGUUGUCGAUGUAUGCCUGUGUAACUAUAUAGUAAUGGUCUACAUAGUGUUUGUUACAUUAUAAUUGAUCUUUCUGUUACUUUAAGUGUUUAUUUUCAGUGUGAUUUUUAUGGGAGGAGGCAGAAAGAGGUUGUAUGUGUGAAGACGGCAGCACUGUUUUUGUGCUUUGUUCCAACCCACCAGAAACACAGCAUGCACACAGGACCGAAAACCCCUCUGGAUACAGGGGCACCCCGGACUGAAAAUAUUAAGAAACUUGAAUGAAGCAACUGGGGUAAAAAAGAAUGGUUUAAUUAACUCAGUAACUAUAUCAAGGUCAUUUCAGUUCCCUUGUUCGGUUUUAUAUUUUAGCCACCAAAGAUAAAACAUAAUUCUGUGUAAAUAAACUUAAAAUUGUCUAGUUUUAAGUUUGAAAGUUGUAAAGAUAAAUUAUUAUAGACGUUUCUUUUUUUUUAAUUUGGUUACUGAGCUGAAUAGCAGUAGCUGUGCAGAAAGAAAACUAUAAAGUACAUGAAACCUUGAAGAGAAAAUGUUAAAUAAAAGAAGAAAAAGUUCCUGGAGGUAAAUAGGAUUGUCAGCAGUGUGUGUUUCACAGCUCUUAUGUUCGAGGUGACUGGAGAAUGUUAUCUACCUCAAGGUGUCACUGAGGCUCGGCUGAAGGAAUAAAAACAUGUCCAAUCACAGCUCUCUUCUCUCUCUUACAUACAGAUCUAUGAAAGGAAAAAAAAGCCUCUGCUAUGUGAGAGGACCAGCAGAAUGUGUGUGAGAGUGUGUGUCCCUGUGCAUAAUGUUUGUGUUUCUGCUGUUGUCCGGCUCAGUUGGCAGGCCUCACAGGCUGGAACAGGAAGUCACUUGUGGGCGCAUAUAUAGAGGAAGGUAGCCCUGUAAAUUGUAUUUGUGCCUCUCUGAGUAAUUAUUAAAAGUGCUGAAAUAAA